UCAGUCGGGGUCGUAUCUCAGCACCGGUUGGUUCACACUCAUUCUGGCCAUGGACAUGUGCAAGGAGAUCCGAGUUUACGGCAUGAUCAAUGACACGUACUGCAAAUCAGAAGGCUACAGGAAGGUGCCGUACCACUAUUAUGAAGCAGGAAGUCGUGACGAAUGUGCCGAAUACCUCCUGCACGAGAGUGCCCCUUACGGCGGGCACCGGUUCAUCACAGAGAAGGCUGUUUUCGCAAAGUGGGCUAAGACGCACCCCAUCAAGUUUUUCAGUCCAGAGUGGCAGCUGUUAUGACCAAGACUCCCUUUCUUUCAGAAUAUCCCCUGAUACUACAGCUCUGUUGGCUCGUUCCUCCUGCAUCGUAAAGUAAUGCUCACAAAAUGUGCCA
Messenger RNA from Sinocyclocheilus rhinocerous, 389 nucleotides. Its product is annotated as alpha-N-acetylgalactosaminide alpha-2,6-sialyltransferase 3-like. Gene Ontology annotation, molecular function: alpha-N-acetylgalactosaminide alpha-2,6-sialyltransferase activity. NCBI's taxonomy places the organism in Eukaryota, Metazoa, Chordata, Actinopteri, Cypriniformes, Cyprinidae. Gene Ontology annotation, biological process: ganglioside biosynthetic process; oligosaccharide metabolic process. The transcript has 3 exons. The record is from RefSeq and is a predicted model, not a curated record. Bases 50 to 295 code for a protein of 81 amino acids.